GAACCAGGGAGAAUUGCGGUACAGACUGGACCUGGCGAACAUCCCCCUGCGACCGCGACGACGCAUCGAAACCUUCCCUUCCGUUGGCUGGAGUCCCGACUGGAGACUCAGUUCUCACUCACCACACACCCACACACCCACCCACCCACAGCACCCAUCGAUACUUCCACAGCCUGGCGGUCCUGGCAACGACCGCCCAGAAAGAGUUGCAGGGUGGAGCCCCAGGAUUUAUCUUUAACAGCCUCCCGACUGCCCUUGCUCUUCCCGAAUUCGUUCAUGCUGCCCUCCGCCUUCGCUUUUUUCCCUUCACUUCUUCUCCCUCACCUUGCGCCAUUCUGGUUCUCUCCACCCUCCAGGCUCUCCACAUCCUCUCUCUUUUUUUUUUCACACACUCGUUCCCUCGACCGGCCAUCUCGAUUUUUCGCGCACCCAAGACCUUGACGAGUUCCCGAGACCCUCGCUUUCCAGCCUUGGUCACCAAGUGACUUGCACCAAGACUCUGUCCACGGUCAAAGGUGUAAGCGGUCACCUCCAGCGGCGAAUUUCUUUCUCUCCACGUCUCCCUUCCUAGCGACGACCGACGACAACAUUUUCGACUCGGUUGCCCUGCAGACAUCUUGCUAGCAACCCUUCGCCACUGUUUAGCGGCCGCUACCUCUACGGGUCGGAUUUUGCGCCCUUACACAUUCGUACGUACCUACUAGUGCCGACACCGCAACACGCUUUAGCAACCAUGUCUUCGGGCUCUGAAGACGACAAGCCGCUCGCCAAGGUCAACGGCCACGCCUCGGCGCCGACCAUCUCCAAGGCCGAUGAUCGUGCCAUGGACGCUGCUGAUUCCAAGGUUCACAUGGCUCCCGUUGGUGUCUCCAUCCGUAAUGGCCCCGUCGACCAGGACAGGAUGGACGUCGACUCCUCAGUAAGCGGUCAGGCUAAGCGCAAAUCGCGGACAUCCAUUGAUCAGUCCAUCAACUAUAAGGAUGACUCCAGUGAUGACGAAGCACCCUUGGCGAAACGUUCAAAAACACAACAUAAGCAACCAGACUCCGAUAGCGACGACGAGCCGAUUGCGAAAAAAAAUGGCGCGAGAUUGCCUCCCUCCGCCAAGAAUACGGAUAUGGACGUAGAUUCUGAUGACGACGAACCUCUCGGAAAGAUCGCCGCGAAGAAGGCCAAUAUCGAGAAGGAAGCCGCCAAGGAAGCCAAGAGUAUUCGUGCUGGUACCAAGGCCAAGAAGCCUGCUGCUAAGAAGGCCGUCAAGGAUGAAUCCUCCGAUGACGAACCCCUUGCGAAACCCACCAAGCGACAGGUCAACGGCACAGCUGCGAAGAAGACGAAUGGUGUGAAGAAGGAAGAGUCUGACUCGGAUGUGCCCAUCGCUAAGCGGGCGAAGAAGGCACCUGCCGCGAAGCCUGCUGCAAAGCCUGCUGCAAAGCCGGCUGCAAAGGCUGCCACGAAGGCCGCCCCGAAGGGCAAGGUUGCCGCUGUCAAGAAGUCCGUCAAGGAGGAAUCGAAGGACAUCACCGAUGAGGACGAUGAGGAAGAGGAGUAUAAGUGGUGGGAGGAGUCGGCAAAGAAGGAAGAUGACAGUAUCAAGUGGACCACCUUGGAGCACAACGGCGUCAUCUUCCCCGAGGAUUACCAGCGUUUGCCCAAGGACGUCAAACUGCUCUACGAUGGAACGCCGGUCGAACUCGAUAUCGAGGCCGAGGAAGCUGCGACCUUUUUCGGCUUCAUGCUUAACUCGACGGUGAAUGUUGAGAACCCAACUUUCCAGAAGAACUUCUUCAGGGACUUCAAGGAGAUCCUAGAUCGGACAGGUGGCGCCAAGGACAAGAAUGGCAAAAAGGUUGACAUCAAGGAAUUCGAAAAACUCGACUUCUCCCAGUUGUGGGCUUACAAAGAUGCUCAAACGAAGGCUAAGAAUGCCCGGUCGUCAGCAGAGAAGAAGGCCGAGAAAGCCGAAAGGGACAAGAGGGACGCCCCCUAUCUAUAUUGCAAGUGGGAUGGGCGAAAAGAAAAGGUUGGUAACCCCAGAGUGGAAAUUCCAGGACUUUUCCGUGGUCGCGGUGAUCACCCCAAGACCGGGUGUAUCAAGAAGCGUGUUUUGCCAGAGCAAAUUACCAUCAACAUCGGCAAAGAGGCCAAGGUCCCAGAGCCGCCAGCUGGCCACAAGUGGAAGGCCGUUCAACAUGACAACAAGGCAACUUGGCUCGCGAUGUGGCAAGAGAACAUCAACGGACACUACAAGUAUGUGAUGUUGGCAGCAAACAGUACUGUGAAGGGCAAGGCCGAUUUCAAGAAGUUCGAAAAGGCCCGUGAGCUCAAGAAAUACAUUGAUCGCAUCCGUGCCGAUUAUACCAAGGACCUCAAGAGCGAGGUCAUGGCUGACAGGCAACGCGCAACGGCCAUGUACCUCAUUGACAAGUUCGCUCUCAGAGCCGGUAACGAAAAGGAUACCGAGAACGAGGCCGAGACUGUCGGUUGCUGCUCUCUCAAGUACGAGCACGUCACCCUCAGGGAACCCAACACUGUCAUUUUCGACUUCUUGGGCAAGGACAGUAUUCGUUUCUACAACGAGUUCACGGUCGAUCGCCAGGUCUUCAAGAACCUCAAAAUGUUCAAGAAGCCUCCCAAGGAGGACGGAGAUGACAUCUUUGACAGACUGACGACAACCCAACUCAACAAGCACUUGUCGAGCUACAUGCCUGGGCUCACGGCAAAGGUUUUCCGUACUUACAACGCAUCGUACACCAUGUCCAAGCUGCUGCAGGAGCUCAAGGUGACGAAUGCCACGGUACAUGAAAAGGUCAAGCUCUACAAUGACUGCAACCGCCAAGUUGCUAUUCUUUGCAACCAUAAGCGUACUGUCGGUGCUAGCCAUGAGCAGCAAAUGAAGAAACUUGUCGAGCAGAUCAAGGGUUUGCGAUACCAGAAAUGGCGGACAAAGAUGAUGAUGCUCGACCUUGAUCCCAAGCUCAAGAAGAAGAAGGGUGCUGCCUACUUUGAGCUUGAUGAGGACUUGACAGAGGAGUGGGUCAAGUCUCAUCAGGAGUUCCUCGUUGAGGACCAGAAGGCCAAGAUCAACAAGAAGUUCGAAAAGGACAAUGAGAAGCGGAUAGCUGAUGGCGAGAAGCCUCUGCCUGCCAGCGAGCUCAAGGAGCGACUCAAGGCGGCAUCCGAGCUAGAAGCCAAGUUCAAGAAGGAGAACAAGACCAAGAAGGUCGAGGCUGAAGGCAAGGGUCCUUCUGUCGAGAAGCUGGAGGCAGCUCUUGAGAAGCUUGAUCAACGUAUCAAGAACCUGGAGCUCCAGUCCGCGGAUCGUGAAGGAAACAAAGAGGUUGCUCUUGGCACUUCCAAAAUUAACUACAUUGAUCCCCGUCUUACCGUCGUCUUCUCGGCCAAGUUUAAUGUGCCUAUCGAGAAGUUCUUCUCCAAGACGUUGCGCGAAAAGUUCAAGUGGGCUAUCGAGUCUGUCGGAAACGACUCGACGUGGGAGUUCUGAGGUUGGCCAAGCAUCGUCGUUCGAAUUCUGAAAAGUCAUCCAAAGAAACCGUUCCUAUAGACAACAACAUGAAUGUUCACGUUGUUAUUUUGCGCCUUUCGCUCAAUCAAACACGGAAUAGCCUUGAUAGACCCUUUUGGUGAUCGUCAUACUAUUUUCACUUGGGAUCUCGUAAAUUUCGUUAGAAAGCUUGCUGGACGCAGAUGCCAGAAUUACAAGAGCAAGCGAAGGAAGGUUGUACACUAUCUCUCAAUGGUUGUAGAAACCAGGGAGGCAAUUUGCUUGCCCUUUGAUGGGUUAUAUGGGGUUUCCAACCGCAUUGCGCAUAGUUUGCUCUCGGAAGAUGGAGUUAUGGAGGCCGGUGUCUUCUGAAACCAAAAAUGAACCAUCGUUAACAGUGACAAAGACCGACGACCGUCAUCGUUAGUUAUCACGCGCACGCCUGUUGGCGAGGAUAGAAAUCACUAGAGGUAGGGAGAUGAUGGUAUGUGCAGAUACAAGAUGAGACAAAGAUGCCAGAAAGUGUUUGCGUACGUGCCCAAGCAAAAGGAAUCUACCGUUUGAAUGCUCGUG
Messenger RNA from Neurospora crassa OR74A, 4078 nucleotides. RefSeq names its product DNA topoisomerase I. Gene Ontology annotation, biological process: DNA topological change; DNA replication; chromosome segregation. The record is from RefSeq and is a predicted model, not a curated record. The transcript is spliced from 5 exons. NCBI's taxonomy places the organism in Eukaryota, Fungi, Ascomycota, Sordariomycetes, Sordariales, Sordariaceae. Gene Ontology annotation, molecular function: DNA binding; DNA topoisomerase type I (single strand cut, ATP-independent) activity. Bases 734 to 3505 code for a protein of 923 amino acids. Gene Ontology annotation, cellular component: nucleolus; chromosome.